Molecule: messenger RNA, 1039 nt
Organism: Folsomia candida
Lineage: Eukaryota; Metazoa; Arthropoda; Collembola; Entomobryomorpha; Isotomidae
Product: SEC14-like protein 2
Exons: 7
Coding region: 43-918 (291 amino acids)
Cellular component (GO): cytoplasm
Source: RefSeq, a predicted model, not a curated record
CUGGGUCAUGGUCAUAUUGCAAGUGUGGUCGAUUUAGUGAACAUGGUCGUGGUACUGGUAGUCAUUUUUAUUUGUGCCUCAGCCUGUGUCCCCAGCUCUCAGGGGACGCUGGCAGAUGAAGAUUUGACACUGACCUUCGACCAGAAAGUGAAACUUGACGAGUUCAAGGCUAUUAUAACUCCACGAGUUCCGCACGAGUAUAUGAAGUCGGAAGUAUACUUACUUCCAUGGUUACGAGUAAAUAAUUUCAAUGUUGACGCUGCAACAAAGGAAAUCGUCAUGAAUUUUAAUUGGAGAGAUGAAAACAAAAUUGAUUCCAUCUUUGAAGACGAUUGGACCCAAUUUAAUAAAGAUUAUCGUAUAAGUGUGGAAGGAUGCGAUGCGGAAGGAAAACCAGUUUUGUCCCUCUUUGUGGGAGAAUGGAACCUCCGAAGGGCCGUAGUGAGUGGUCAGUCCGACAAAAUGUAUCGCUUCAUCGAUAAAUUAUAUGAAGAAGCGGGCUUCGUCAUGAGAAAUAUGCAGAAGAGUGGAAACAACAUAACCAGGGUGCAGUUUCUCAGUGAAUUUUCGGGAGUGAGUGUUCAGCAACAAUUGUGUCCAAGAUGUAUUUCCUUCUUCAUUCGCAUCCUUGAAGGCGCUGGCAGGAACCCGUUAAUCUUUACCAAACUUAUAUUUCUAAACAUUCCCCAAUACGCGGUAUCUGUCUGGAACAACAUUGUUGCUCCUAUAACCCCGCCCAGUGUCGCGAGUCUGAUCGAGCUGCACGGAACGAAUAAGGAGGCUUGGAGGGAUAUUCUGCUUAAAACGCAUGGAAUUGAUGUGUCCAAACUAAGCCCAGAUUUUGGCGGGGAUGGGCCAGAUUCCGUGGAUUUAGAAACUAUUCGGAGGAAUGGGUAUAACUAUGAAUGUCCAAAUUAGCAUACAUAAUACUUGUGUGUAACAAGCGCGGUUUCUGAAACAUUGUACUGUAUUUUAAUAUUUAGGCGACAAAAUUUUUGUAAAUAUGAAAUAAACUUUUAAUAAAUGAUUAAGGCGAGUA